AUGUCACACAACGUCAUGGCUAUUGCUACUCCGGUAAUGGUGAUGAUGAUGAUGGCCAUGAUGACGGCGGAGCUGCGGGGAGCCUACUACAAGCGUGCGAAGCUGCUCCAUCCGGACAUCGCGGGCGAGGCCUCGCAGGCGGACUUCCGCCGCCUCCGGGAGGACUAUGACGAAGCUACGACGCUGCUGCAGUCUGCCCGUGCAGACAGCAGCCAUGGAGGUGGCGACAGCGAGUCGUCCUGGGACGCGGGAGGCCAGCGCUGGACAGCCGGCGCGUUCGGUGGCAACUUCGCUGGCCGUGAGGGGUUCCGGGAGAGUGAGGUGAAUUUCGAUCCCCGGGCCUUUCGGGAGAGGCAGCGGUCCCACGCAAGGCAGGAGUCGUCGGGCUACAGCUACCAGGCGGCUGGCUUUGGCUCUGCCGCUCCCGGCAGGGAUCGGGCCUUCAACCCGGCGCAGAUCUUCAAGGGAACCCUGCUGAUGUCCGGGGCCUUCUUUGCAGGGAACGCCCUUGUCCGGUGCUGGCAGCGGGAAGCAGCGGACUUCCAAAAGGUCUACACCUGA
This is a messenger RNA of Symbiodinium sp. CCMP2456, 561 nucleotides long. The record is from the annotation of a GenBank genome assembly. NCBI's taxonomy places the organism in Eukaryota, Dinophyceae, Suessiales, Symbiodiniaceae.